GAAAAUCUCCGACCAGGGUCCCCAUGACGUCACUGAGGUGGAGACCAACUUCAACGGGGAAGUUGGCAAGGAGAGUAUCGUCGAUGACGUCAACGGAGCCGAAGUCGUUGAUGACCUGGUGGUGACGCCACGUCAGGAGCUACAGCCCGUGGACGUGGAGGUUGCAGAGGUCGCCACUGUGUCUAAGUCUAAUUCGGUAAGUGUAAAAAAAAAAAAUGGGUCAUGGAGUGGUGGAGGGGAUAAUUAAUUUUAAAGCAAAGUUUAAUAAAAAAAAAUAAAUGUUAAUAAAUAAAAUGAUUUGAGUUCAAGAAAUAGGACCCGGGGGGGGGGGGGGAGGGGGGGAGGGGUAAUAUGAGUACAUUAAGAAUUAUGUACAAUUAAGUGUUAAGUUCGAACGAGUGAGAAGAAAAAUUUGAGAAGAGAGCACAGAGGGAGAGAAGUGCAUUCAAAGAGGGAAACAGAAACGUCCCGCUUCAAGUAUCGAGUUUGCUCUGACAGGGUUUAAAAACAUAUGUAUACUGAUUUUAAGCCAAUGACGUUGGAACGGUGGGGCGCAGGGGUCGGUCCGCCCUGGGUGGCACUUUUUCAAACUUAUAUAUUAAGGGGCGUUAUUUUUGGCCAGCUGCAGAGUUUUCUCGAUGUGGUGGCCAACAAAAAUUAUGGUCACGCCAAUUGCGGCUCUAACCCUAAUCCUAACCCUAGCCCUAACCCUAACCCUAGUCCUAACCCUAGUCCUAACCCUAGCCCUAGCCCUAGCCCUAACCCUAACCAUAACCCUAACCCUAGCCCUAACCCUAACUAGCUAUCAUUGUUGUUGUUGUUUUUAAAGGUGAUUAUUGAAACUACGUUGGAGAAAUCAAUUCAGGAUGAGAUAGACGAACAGCCUGAGGAACAGCCCGAGGAACAGCACGAGGAACAGCCUGAGGUCUAUGAUGGCGAUGAUGAGA
This is a messenger RNA of Lymnaea stagnalis (great pond snail), 947 nucleotides long. Lineage: Eukaryota; Metazoa; Mollusca; Gastropoda; Lymnaeidae. The record is from the annotation of a GenBank genome assembly.